AUGUAUUGGACUGAUUGGGGUUACCACCCAAAGAUUGAAAUGGCGGACAUGUCAGGAAAGCAGCGGGUUGUUCUCGUAAACUCACGUCUGUCGUGGCCUAACGGUCUAACGCUUGACACAGACAAAAACCGUUUGUAUUGGGUGGAUGCCAGAUUUGACAAGCUGGAAUACUUAAACCUGAGUACGAACAUGAGGGUAACCUUAAUAUCUUCUUCAGCAACCCUGCCUCAUCCUUUCGGGUUAACACUUCUUGGAGAUUACUUGUACUGGACUGACUGGAGAAAUUACGCUGUUUAUAGAGCCAACAAAAACAGUGCAGAUGUCAGUGUAUUUGUCACAGGUAUUGGGAAGCCUAUGGACAUACAUGGAUACAAUCUCAGUGAAAAAACCACACCAGGUAAAGAGAAGGCGUUUUCUACAAAAAAAAAAAAAAAGGUUUAUGUUGUUGAUACUUUCUUGAAGCGAAAUUUUUAGUGUAAAAAAAAAUUGUAGCGAUAAUAACUCAGACGCUAGCAAAUGUUUAGAAAAUGUGUAUGACCACCGUUUAUUAAGCAUAGAAAGCUUGAAACGAUAAAAUUUACAUUAGAAGCAGAUAGGUGAUCCUUUUGAUUUGCUACCACAUUCAAAGCCUUUGAUUUGCUACCACAUUCAAAGCCUUUGAUUUGCUAAGCAUCCUGCAGAGAACUCAGACAUUUUUUGUUUUUCAUUAUGUCGACUUCUUUUUGGCGAAUAAAUAAACUAAAACUAAUAAAACAUCAUUGCGAUAAAUUGACAAAAAUAUACUGAUAUCGCAUUUAGAAGAAAGCCUUAAAACAUAUUUUAGACAUCACAACCCUUUAUUCGUUGCAAAGGUAAUUCGGCACCAGCGGAGCUUACGAGUGCCAUUCCUUGGACUCUAAUUAUAAAUACCGAAUGUGAUUUCAUAUUCAUCUUCACGUUUAGACAUUUAGUUUCUACGACUUACUUGGAAAUUAUUGGCUCAUUGCGUGCUUUCACUAUUAACGGCAUGUUUUAAGUAAUGUUUCAAUUGAACUUGCUUUUAUUUCUGUGUCUUGCUCUAUCCAUUUACAGUCACAGACCAGUGCAACUACAAUAAUGGCGGAUGUAGUCAACUUUGUUUGCUUACACAAUCUGGAAGAGCGUGCACUUGUUCAGGAGGCCUCAUUCUAGAUGAUGACGGAAGAACUUGUAAAGGUAUGAUGAAUUCCGACCAGGGAGGCGUGACCUUUCCUGUGUGGAAUUUCAAGAACAAAACAACUUCCACCAGCUUCCCACUCUUCUAGGAAACAGACCCAUCCGUCGAUCAGUGGAGACUUACAAUCACAAUAAAUUGAUUCCAAACCCGACCACGCACUGAUUCUUUCAUCCUUUUAAAUGCUAGAUGAUAUAACGUCACUCAAACCAAAACAAGAUAAAGAGACUGCCGAUAAAGAGAUGCCUCAUGUGUCCCACGUACAGUAGCAUUGAAUAUGUAAUGGUUCGGCAAUCUCGUUAAUUAUGACAUUUCUUGAUGAGUAUUAUUGAUAGAAGCCCCAAUUGAUUAAGUAAAUUUAUUGAAAAGAGUCUUAUUUCCACUCAAAUUUUAAUUUCUUUUCUGAAAAAAAAAAUCAGGUCAAAUCUCUCCAAUAAAAAGAGUAAAUUAGACCAAACCUACAUAUUAAUCAAAGCCGAGUUCAAAAGCAGACGUAAAACAAUGGCCCCCAUCUUUAUGAAAUCAAUUUCUUUUUCCCGAUUUUUUAAUACAAAGCUCCUCCUGACCCGAGUGAGUUUCUUCUGUUCGCUGAUGCUUCAUACGGAAAAAUUAUGAAAGUUUCUCCUCAUGCUCCCGGAUCACUCACCGCUCUACCGUUGUCAAGCAGUAUCAAACGCCCGGUGGCCAUUGGCUACGACGUUUUAGAGGAUAGAGUAUACUGGACGGAUGUGACAAGGAAGACCAUUUCUCGUUCAUUCAUGAAUGGCUCUAUGUUUGAGGUACUGUUUCACCAAAACGUUCAGAUACCAGAUGGAUUGGCUGUGGACAUUGUAGGAAGGAAUCUCUACUGGACUGAUACAGGAAGUGACAAGCUGGAAGUAUCUAAACUAGACGGUUCCUAUCGUAGAGCUCUCAUAGCAAGUGGCCUAGGCGAACCGAGGGAUAUUAUACUGGAUGUUAGUAAGGGGUCAGUAGUUUAAAUAGGUAUAAAAAGCAACAAAACUUACUAAUAAGUCGACUGGAAUAUAUAUAUAACUGCUCACGACAGAGGCAACGAAAGAUGGGUAGCUGUCACAUUUUAGUGAAGAAUAAUUCAAUACUGGUUCAAAAAUUGUUCAAGGUGUUUUAUCUCUGGGCAUAAUGACAUUGAUUAUAAACGUUUGCGCCGAACAGGGCUAAGAACUAAAUAUUAUUUAACGGUACUCAGACGGGGGUGGUUUUUGAGCUUUUCUUUGCUUAAAGGUUGAAUGACUUCAAAGCUUUUUAAGCUAUGGCUAAUAGACUUGGUGACUUUGCCUAAAAGUAUCUGGGAACAUUGUAAAAAGUCGUCUUGCCGUGUUUUUUAACAUUGACAUAAUUAUGGCAACCGAACUUUGACAACUAUUGUUUUGAAUUUGCUUUUUUCCUACACAAAGGUUUAUUUUCCAGUUAAUCUUUGAAUAUAGCUCUUCACUUAAUUUAGCAAUAUUAUAUCCAAUUGAAUAUGAAUGCUAGUGUAAUCCAGGCUUUUUAGUGACUGAUUUGGGAAAAGAAACAUGAAUUUAAAACGGCCAAAUGGCAGUUGCUGGAAAAUAUUUUUCGCUUUUUCUCAAUUCAUAAACAUUCUGUUAUACACAGAUCAAUUUCUCCAUAACGAUUACCUCGAUUUCUUCGGCUUUGAAGUAAAAUUGAAUACAUUUAUAUAAAUUCAAAAUGGACGAUCCAUGAUAGCGGGCGGUUCCAGUUCCUUCUUCAAAGAUAAAUGACGUCAUCAUGACCUCACUGCUGUGGUUAUAGGUCAUUAAUGCGUUAGCUAACUUAUUUUGUCGUACACCUUACUAUUUAAGUUUUUUUCGCUUUGAAGGGAAUAAUUGAUGGCAUGUGGAUUCUACCAAUAAAUUCAACAUAAGGAUGUCAUAAUGACCUCAAAUUACGUUAUUCUGUCAAUUAUGUCAUUCCUAGAAGUUGAAAAUGAGAAAUACAUUAUUAUGUGCAAUUUUGGUGGCCGUAAUAUGAGCGGUUUUGAAUUCAUAGGGGCCCCCUCCAAACCCCGUAUGAAUAAUUCACCCUGAGGGUUAAGUGUUUGUCACUAUAAAAGUGGACGCAACGUCGUCAGGUUGCAUUGCAAAUACCAAGAGUGAUUUUAUAAAUAAAAAAAACGACAUCAAAUGACCGAGAGAGGUUGUAAGGUCUAGAAGGUAGGCGAAAAUCCUUACAGUGUUACUUAUUUUGCAUUUGAUAGAAUCAUGUAUUGGACUGAUUGGGGUUACCACCCAAAGAUUGAAAGGGCGGACAUGUCAGGAAAGCAGCGGGUUGUUCUCGUAAACUCACGUCUGUCGUGGCCAAACGGUCUAACGCUUGACACAGACAAAAACCGUUUGUAUUGGGUGGAUGCCAGAUUUUACAAGCUGGAAUACUUACACCUGAGUACGAACAUGAGGGUGACCUUAAUAUCUUCUUCAGCAACCCUGCCUCAUCCCUUCGGGUUAACACUUCUUGGAGAUUACUUGUACUGGACUGACUGGAAAAAUUACGCUGUUUAUAGAGCCAAUAAAAACAGUGCAGAUGUCAGUGUAUUUGUCACAGGUACUGGGAAGCCUAUGGACAUACAUGGAUAUAAUCUCAGUGAAAAAACCACACCAGGUAAAGAGAAG
Molecule: messenger RNA, 3825 nt
Organism: Porites lobata
Lineage: Eukaryota; Metazoa; Cnidaria; Anthozoa; Scleractinia; Poritidae
Source: the annotation of a GenBank genome assembly